Molecule: messenger RNA, 3113 nt
Organism: Leptonychotes weddellii (Weddell seal)
Lineage: Eukaryota; Metazoa; Chordata; Mammalia; Carnivora; Phocidae
Source: RefSeq, a predicted model, not a curated record
UCCGAAGGUCGGGGGCUUUCCGUGCCCAUGGCCACAACCACAACCCGUUCAAAAGACAUAGCUGGGGGCCAGGCAGGGAGCUCCAGGACCCACUGAGCAGGAGCGAACUGCAGGCAGUGGGAUGCAUGGGCGCCCGGGAGGCCCCCUUGUUGCAGAGCCAAGAGGAACUGGACGCCUUUCUGGAACUGCAGCGCCUAGGUGGCCAGCCCUCCCGCGUGGGUCAGAGUUGCUGUCAUCCGUCUGCUGGCCCUUUGGACCACUCGGCCCCUGGCAUGCUUUCCAAGUCUGUAUCCAUGAGCGGCAUCAGUUGCCUCUUGGGCUGCUCUGAUCCAGCUGGGAAUUUCUACCAGUCCUCUGCCACUGACCUCAGCCAAAGCUGUAGCCGACUGGAACGGGGCUCAGGAAUCUGGGCAGGCUCCCCACUGCAGCGCACCCUCAGCUUCCUCCUGGGCAUGACCGGAAAGGCCAAGACCCGGGAAAAGGAGAAGAUGAAGGAAGCCAAGGAUGCCCGCUAUACCAACGGGCACCUCUUCACCACCAUCUCCGUCUCGGGCAUGACCAUGUGCUAUGCCUGUAACAAGAGCAUCACGGCCAAGGAGGCCCUCAUCUGCCCAACCUGCAACGUGACCAUCCACAACCGCUGUAAAGACACGCUGGCCAACUGCACCAAGGUCAAGCAGAAGCAGCAGAAAGCCGCCCUGCUGAAGAACAACACCGCCCUGCAGUCCGUUUCCCUCCGCAGUAAGACCACCCCCCGGGAGCGGCCAAGCUCUGCCAUCUACCCCUCCGACAGCUUCCGGCAGUCCCUACUAGGUUCCCGCCGCGGCCGCUCCUCCUUGUCGCUAGCCAAGAGUGUCUCCACCACCAACAUCGCUGGACACUUCAGUGACGAGUCCCCCCUGGGGCUGCGCCGAAUCCUGUCCCAGUCCACAGACUCCCUCAACAUGCGGAACCGGGCCCUGUCCGUGGAGUCCCUCAUGGAUGAAGGUGCAGAGGUGUUCUACAGCGAGCUGAUGAGUGACUUUGAGACAGACGAGAGGGACUUCGCAGCCGACUCGUGGAGCUUGGCCGUGGACAGCAGCUUCCUGCAGCAGCAGAAGAAGGAGGUGAUGAAGCAGCAGGAUGUCAUCUACGAACUCAUCCAGACGGAGCUGCGCCACGUGCGGACGCUGAAGAUCAUGACCCGCCUCUUCCGCACGGGGAUGCUGGAAGAGCUGCAGCUCGAGCCGGGGCUGGUGCAGGGGCUGUUCCCUUGCGCGGAUGAGCUCAGUGACAUCCACACGCGCUUCCUCAGCCAGCUGCUAGAGCGCCGACGCCAGGCCCUGUGCCCUGGAAGCACCCGCAACUUCGUCAUCCAUCGCUUGGGUGACCUGCUCAUCACCCAGUUCUCAGGUCCCAGUGCGGAGCAGAUGCGUAAGACCUACUCGGAGUUCUGCAGCCGCCACACCAAGGCCUUAAAGCUUUAUAAGGAGCUGUAUGCCCGCGACAAAAGGUUUCAGCAGUUCAUCCGGAAGGUGACCCGCUCGGCCGUGCUCAAGAGGCAUGGGGUACAAGAGUGCAUCCUGCUGGUGACCCAGCGCAUCACCAAGUACCCGGUGCUCAUCACCCGGAUCCUGCAGCACUCCCACGGGACGGAGGAGGAGCGCCAGGACCUGACCACGGCACUGGGGCUGGUGAAGGAGCUGCUGUCCAACGUGGACCAGGAUGUGCACGAGCUGGAGAAGGGAGCCCGCCUGCAGGAGAUCUACCACCGUAUGGACCCUCGGGCCCAGGCCCCGGUGCCUGGCAAGGGCCCGUUCGGCCGAGAGGAGCUUCUGCGGCGCAAGCUUAUCCACGAUGGUUGCCUGCUCUGGAAGACAGCAACUGGCCGCUUCAAAGACGUCCUGAUGCUGCUGAUGACAGACGUGCUGCUGUUUCUGCAGGAGAAGGACCAGAAGUACAUCUUUCCCGCCCUGGACAAGCCCUCGGUGGUAUCACUGCAGAAUCUAAUUGUGCGAGACAUCGCCAACCAGGAGAAAGGGAUGUUUCUGAUCAGCGCCACACCCCCUGAGAUGUAUGAGGUCCACACGGCAUCCCGGGAUGACCGGAGCACCUGGAUCCGAGUCAUUCAGCAGAGCGUGCGCGUGUGCCCAUCCAGAGAGGACUUCCCCCUGAUUGAGACAGAGCACGAGGCUUACCUGCGCCGAAUCAAGAUGGAGCUGCAACAGAAAGACCAGGCCCUGGUUGAGCUGCUGCAGGAGAAGGUCGGGCUGUUCGCCGAGAUGACCCAUUUCCAGGUGGAGGAGGAUGGUGGUGGGUUGACCCUGCCCGCCCUACCCAGGGGCCUUUUCCGCUCCGAGUCCCUGGAGUCCCCCCGUGGCGAGCGGCUGCUGCAGGAUGCCAUCCGUGAGGUGGAGGGUCUGAAAGACCUCCUGGUGGGGCCUGGAGUAGAACUGCUCCUGACACCCCGGGAACCAGCCUUGCCCGUGGACCAGGAUGGCGGUAGCACGAGUCCCGGGGUCACUGCCAAUGGUGAGCCCAGAACCUUCAAUGGCUCGAUUGAGCUCUGCAGAACCGACUCAGACUCCAGCCAGAAGGACCGGAAUGGAAAUCAGCUGAGAGCCCCUCAGGAGGAAGCGUUACAGCGAUUGGUCAAUCUCUAUGGACUUCUGCACGGCCUCCAGGCGGCCGUGGCGCAGCAGGACACGCUGAUGGAAGCGCGGUUCCCCGAGGGCCCCGAGCGGCGGGAGAAGCUGGCCCGCGCCAACUCUCGGGACGGAGAGGCCGGCCGAGCCGGGCCCGCCCCCGCGGCGCCGGACAAGCAGGCCACCGAGCUAGCGCUCCUGCAGCGGCAGCACGCUCUGCUGCAGGAGGAGCUGCGCCGAGGCCACGACCGCCUGGAUUUGUCUGUGACCAUUCGCUCUGUCCAUCGACCCUUUGAGGACCGAGAGAGACAGGAGCUGGGCAGCCCCGAGGAGCGGCUGCAGGACAGCAGCGACGCGGACACGGGCAGCGAGGAGGAAGGGGGCAGCCGCCUGUCCCCGCCCCACAGUCCGCGAGACUUCACCCGAAUGCAGGACAUCCCGGAAGAGAUCGAGAGUCGCGACGGGGAGCCUGUGGCUUCAGAGAGCUAA